Messenger RNA from Sardina pilchardus (European sardine), 4864 nucleotides. It is a transcript of the gene cfap43, whose product is annotated as cilia and flagella associated protein 43. Gene Ontology annotation, cellular component: axoneme. The record is from RefSeq and is a predicted model, not a curated record. Bases 137 to 4729 code for a protein of 1530 amino acids. Gene Ontology annotation, biological process: cilium assembly; sperm axoneme assembly. Lineage: Eukaryota; Metazoa; Chordata; Actinopteri; Clupeiformes; Clupeidae. The transcript is spliced from 36 exons. Gene Ontology annotation, molecular function: protein binding.
CUCAGCUCAACUGGAAUAUACAUCUCUUGCACUAAGUGACACUGGUCCUUACCUGGCGUGUUGCUCAUCUGUACCCGAUCACACCAUCACUGUCUGGGACUGGGAGAAGAAGGUGCCAUUAUGCAGCCAUGCUCAAAUGAAGGAGGUCUUCACGGUUUUAGCAUUCAACCCCAUGAGCUGGCACCAAAUCUGUGCAAUGAGCUCCAGCUCGCUAGUGGUCUGGAACAUUGAAAGAAGUGAUAACCUUUACAUUUUAAAACAAAGUGUAAUAGACCUCCCAGCCACAGAUGGCAGUGUGGUCGAGACAGAGAAGGGCACCUCCCGGGAUAACAGUGGGAAGCUUUCAUACCUUGGCCCUCAGAUGCCCACUUCUGCCAUUGCUGGGCUUGUAGGGAAGCAUGCAGAAAGAUUUGUGCCCAAGUGUCACGUGAAGCCUCAACUGAGCCCUAGCUGUGUGUGUUGGUCGGCUGCGUCUCACUUGUACGUGGGCUGCAGGGAGGGCUGGCUGCUCAGGGUCAACCCAGAGUCUCCUCUCGUCUCCAUCCUGCACAGGCCAAAUCAUGCACAUGGGGAUCCUAACAUUCCAGCCUUAGAGGGGUGCAGUUUCCUAACCAUGGCGAUGCACAAAGAUGGACUUCUCGUGUCUGGAGAUGAUGGUUUUCUGCGCAGUCUGCAGGUAAAGGGAACCGUGGUGGAGGUCUCACAGACAGUGGAGUUGGAGGAGCCGGCCUCCAGCAUAUACUACUCGCCAGAUAAGGAGAGUCUGCUUCUGGCCACCAGUACGGGGCAUUUUUACCACUACAAACCCACUCAGUUGGACAAGGCAGUGAGGAUCCUGGAGGUCUUGACAGGGGACUUUGUGGCUGCGUCAUCCCUGCACACAGAGAAGAACCUAUAUUGUGUGUCUGUGAGAGACAGUGGGGAGCUGCAGGUGUGGUCUAUGGAUGAUGGACUUUGCAUUGCAUCCAUCAAUCUGCAUGUUCAGGCCACAACUCUGGCCUGUUGUCUAGUGGCGCAGUAUGUAGCCGUGGGAACUGCUUCGGGUCAGGUCCUGUUUGUGGACUUGUCGACAAGGACGCAGCCUCGUCUGGUGCACCGAAUUCAGCUCUACCACACACCUGUGGAACACCUGCUGUUUGAGCAUGGUGGGAACUUCCUGAUCAUAAGUGGCUCAGACAAAAACAUCUUCCUUCUGGAUGCCAGGCCGUCCAAAGGCUUUGAGGUCAUCGGAUACAUAGAAGCUGAUGGGUUGGUGGUGUCUCUCUCGGCUCUGAGCAUAAGGGAGAGGAACCUUGUGAGGGUGGGGGUCGUGUGUGGAGGAGGGAGGGAUGAGCAGACGCAGACAGGAGUGAAAGAAGGAAGGAGGAUCAUGCUCUUCUCUCUGUCCAGCCAGAAGAUCUUAGCAGAGCGAGCAUCCUGUGUGGACCAGAGAGGUGUUCUACUCUCUGAGCUGCUGCAGGUGUGCUAUUAUGAGACGCACUUCCCCUUGUCCUCCUGUGUUCUCGGCGGCCUCAACAGGCUAUACGCCUACUGCCAUCCCAAAAAGGCUAUUCAGACAUACCAACUCCCAGAGGGAGUGAUGGGAUCCGCCGACUCGCCUGUGUCUGUGGCCCCUGACGGGGAGGUGGAGGGCCACCCCCUGGGGCCUGCCCUGCUGCUCAUGUCCCCCCAACACACCUGGCUGGCCACCUUGGGCCGGGAUGGCCUGCUCUACCUGCGAGACUCCUCCAACUUGGACUGCUACGUGCAUUUCCAGUGCCACUCGAGUUGGCUGGGUGGCGGGCGAAGCCUCUCUUUCACCACAGACGGCCAGGCUCUCCUCAGCACAGGCUUGAGAGAUGGCAGCCUAGUGUGCGCCAAAUACAGGCAGGGGAUCAAGGGGGCUGGGAAAUCUUUCAGCCCCUCCCAGUCCAGUCCGUGGUCGGUGGUCACCCGGCCAGAGUCGGCCAUCUUAGCUGAGAACACCUCCCUUGCCCAAAUGACAGAGUGGGAUCUGGCUACGCAGUCCGCUCCUGGCUCAGCCAGCGAGGAGGGCGUGCGGCACAGGUCUGACAUAGAUGUGACGGAACAAGAUGACAGCUACUGCAGCCCUGCCUCUGAAUCGCUCUCUAGCGCCACCUGGCUGGACAAAAAGUUGGAGCUGGUUGGUAAAGAGGAAAAUCAGAAGUUCACUGAGAUAAAGCAGAAUCUGAGGAAGUCCAUCAAAGAACUCAGAGACACCAUCCAGGUGAUGAUGAGGGAGAAUGAGGCCCUGCCUGAGAUGGAACGCCUGGAGCAACAGGAGUUUAAUUUAGAUGCAACAGAGAAGAAACGACUACAGGCAGAGGGAGAGCAGGAGGUUCAGAGGGUGAGGAAUGAGAUUGAGAUGGAGAACUUGGCCAAGAGUUACCUGCGAGAGGUGUUGAAGAGAGAGUGCUGGGACUCCAUGAAAGUCAAAGGCAAAGCUAUCAAAGCGUUCCACUCUUCCUAUGAGGUGAAGAACUACCCCAUGAGGGAGCGGACUCAGAAAGAGCUGGAUGAGUUACUACGAGUGGAAAACAUGAGGAAGAUCGAGCUUGCAGACUCUAAUCUCCAGCAGGAGAUCCUGGAGCACAGGGCUCCCGUGCUGACGGAGCACGACGAAGACGAGGAGGAGGAAGGCUCCGAGGCAGAGAGCGUGGCCCUGUGUGGCAGCCUGAGCGCCCAGUACGGAGGCACCCAGCCUCUACUCCACAGCCAGUUCAACCUGCACAUCCGAGAGCAGAAGAUCAACCAGAUCACCCUGCUACAGGAUGUCAUCUACAAGGUGAAGAGUGCCUUCAAUAAGGAGUUUGACGGCGUGUACAGGCAGAAGGAGCAGGAGAUGCAGCGUGUGCGGGAGAGGAACAAGCGCAUCACAGAGAUCAUGACCGAGCUGGACGUCAAGGAGGCCCUCUGGGAGGCAGUGCUCUCCACCAGUGAGAGGCCGGAGAGGGCGUUGACAGUGGAUGACUCGGAGAUCAAAGUGGAUAAAUUCUUGAGCCUGGAGCAGAGGCAGAAAGAGGAGGAGCAGAGAAAAGAGGAGGAGAAGAGGAGGCUGGAGGCAAAGGGUGAGAACGUGAGAGAACGUGCUCUGGGCCACAUGAUGGGUGGAGUGCUAGAGGUCAAGAAGGAGGACAUCCUAAAGAUGGAGGUGUCUCAGCCUGAGUUCAUGUCCAGGCCAGAGGUGCAGUGGACAGAAGAGGACAGGAAGGCCCACAAGGAGUACGAGAAGAAGGUCAAAGAGCUGCAGGAGGAACAGGAGAAGUACCGCAAGACUUUAGAAUCAGAGAUGAAGAAACUGCAAACAUGCAUCAAAGAGGCUACUCAGGGCUUUGAUGAAACCCUCACGAAACUGUUUGAGAGGAAGGUGAAGUCCGAAAUGGUGAUAUACCAGGAGGAGCUGAAGAUCGCCAACCUGAUUCACUCCAUACUGACUGAGGAUGAGAUUCUCAACAGGGAGAAGGAGCUGCAUAACAAGCUGGAAAAUAUGAGAGCUUUAAAGCAAAACAUGGGCGAGGACCUGAAGAAGUGCAAGGAGGAUGUGGACUCGUUCAGGGAGACCUAUGACAACAUCGUGGCAGAGGACAAGCUGCUUGACCGUGGGUUUCGUAAGGAGUUCUUCGAUGUCCCUGGACAUGUAGUAGACCAGCUGUACAAACUGUAUAAGAGAAGACCCAGGGUUCACCAGAUGCGGACGCAGACGGAUGUGCCCAGCGGAGGCGGUGCUGGGUGGGGCCAGGCGCAGGCUGAGGGCCUGUCUCUCAUGCUCAGGGCCAUGGAGGAGCUGGACUCACUGGAGCACAUGCCCGAGGGCCUGGACCCGGCCGUGUGGGAGCGCUUCUGCACCUCCAGGAGGACCAAGGUCGAGAGUGAGCACCAGGUGAAGACAAAGGCCCUGACCCUUGCAGAGAUGCAGGCAUUUCUACAGCGGAGAACCGACGAGGAUGAGAACAGUCGUCUGGAGAUCAUCAAUCUCAUCGAGGAGAUUAACGGUCUCCGAGAGGAGAAGAUGCGUUUCCGUCUGGACAUCAUGGUGCAGAUUCUGAUCAAGCAGGGCCAGGUGGAGGUGGAGGCCGGGGACUUUGUGGCCGACUACUCCGACUCCCUGCUGCUGCACCGCAAUGUGGUGGAGGACCUCAACGCCACCAUUAGGAUGCUGGGAGAGCAGAAGAUCGCCAGCAUGGUGGAGUGUAAGGACUUCCGGAAGGGCAUCAUCCAGCAGGAGUGGGAGCACAAGAGAAUGCACAUGCUGACGGAGGACCUCAACAACAAGGCGCGCGACAUCCAGAUGCUACGAGUGUCCCAGGAACUUCAGGAGCACCUGGUUGAGACAGACCAGGACAGCAGAAUGUCCAAGCAGGUUUCCAUUCUAGAGAAAACUAUUGCACAACAAGAACAGACACACCUGAAGAACGUGCAGAACUGUAAGCGUCUGAUUAAGCAGCUGGAGAAGCAGACGUCUGCGAAGGUCGAUAAGAACUCCGCUCUGGACACACAGUUGGCCAGCAUGCGGAUCACAGUGGCCGAAAGGAGGACCAUCUAUCACACCAUAGCCAUGGAGGAGAACCAGGAGGCCGAGUCAGAGCAGCGCUACCAGGAGAUCCUGGAGCGCAAGCGGCUGGUGGAGCUGGCCAGGGAGCAGGCCCAGGAGGUGGCAGUGCUGCGGGCAGAGGUGGAGAGGAUGAGGAUGAAGACCUUCCCCGCACUCGGCCAGUUCAAGCACAGCUGAGGCUCGACGACUGGGACAUCAACAGCAGACUGCUCAGACCUGUGGUUUUUAUGACUUUUGAAUUUAUUCAUAUAAAUAUUUCUCAUAUCCUAAAAAGUGUAUGAGGGCUUUUUUUUUCUUCUUUUUUUUCCCAGU